AUGUUGAUCGAAGUUGAAACUGGAAUGUCGGGAUUUGACUUUGAACUGUCGAAAGAAGGAAAAGCUUUAAAUGUCCAGUCCAAUCUUAGUGUUGAGAAGGCAGGAAUUAAAGAUGAGGAUCUGCUUUACGCUGUCCCAUUUCCUCUUCGCAGAGCAACAGGACAAGUAGCAAUGCACCGUCACACCAAGCUCCUUUGCUUGAUUUCAAGUCAAUAA
Heterobilharzia americana is the source of this 216-nucleotide messenger RNA. The record is from the annotation of a GenBank genome assembly. NCBI's taxonomy places the organism in Eukaryota, Metazoa, Platyhelminthes, Trematoda, Strigeidida, Schistosomatidae.